Molecule: messenger RNA, 1983 nt
Organism: Aquila chrysaetos chrysaetos
Lineage: Eukaryota; Metazoa; Chordata; Aves; Accipitriformes; Accipitridae
Product: maestro heat-like repeat-containing protein family member 7
Exons: 13
Coding region: 84-1796 (570 amino acids)
Cellular component (GO): cytoplasm
Source: RefSeq, a predicted model, not a curated record
CAGAGCAUCCACAGCUCCAAAGGGAAUGGGAAGCUGGGAGCGCUUCCUGGCUUUCUUGGUACUGUGACAGCAGUGACAUUGCUAUGGUGUUUGGCAUAUACCUCCAGCCCUCUGAGAGGACAGACGUGGUCCUCACAGCCAUUGACGCCAUGAGAGACUCCAGCAUCUGUGACAAGCAGGUGGCCUGCAGCUUGCUCUACAUGGCCAUGAGAGACCCUGCCUCCUGGCUGAUGGAUACACAAAAGAUCUUGGAGUGCGUCCACAGAAACAUGGAGUUCAUCUGCACGGUGACAGCCCGGCACAGCCUGGAAUCACUCCUUUUCCUGCUGAUCAAAUGGUGCCCCAAGGAUACGGUCAUGAGCCUGUUGAAGAUCACUCCAUCAUGCGACAGCACUGCCCUGGCCAUGUGGGAGGUGAUGCUCUCCCUGCCCAGCACUUGGGAGACGAUCUGCAAUGAGCUGCUCAGUGUGAUCCAGGACCAGCUACCGCAAGGGCGGUUCAACUUCACAGAGGACACGCACGGCCUUCCCUCAGCUGCAACCAAGGUCCUGUGCAAGCUCACCCAGCAGCCCAUCUGCCAGGGGAAACUAAAAGCACUCUUCACCAAGGUCUUCAUGGGCCUGGUCUUCCAGAUCUCAUACACUGCAGAGUUCCUACAACACACCAUGGAGAUUUUCUGGACAUAUAGCGAAUGGCAUCAGGCCAAUCAACGCAGCCCUUUCAGGUUUGCAGUGGAGGCCAUUAAAGCUCUGCUCUGUGCUGCUGGCUAUGAAGAGCAUGUCCUGAGCAUCCAGAAGGAGGGCGGUUGGGACAUGCUUCUCGGAACUGAGACCCACCACAGAGGAAUCAGCUUGCUGGCCAGAGAGAUGAGUAAGAGCCCAGUUGAUCAGCGAUCCUCCAUGUUCCAGCACCUGCAAGGGAUUCUUUGCUGUAGGAAGGAAUUCCAGAUAACUUUUGCCAUGACUUUCUACGUUGAGCUGCUGGCCUGCGAUGACCUUGAAAAGGAUUUGGGAGACCUGGUCCUCCUCCAGUCGUAUAUGACGUAUCCAUGCCACAUAACGCAAGCGCUGGUAUUCAGAGGCAUCGUCACGCUGUCGGAAAAACCUGAGAUGGCAAGAGAAAUGCAUAUCCUGCUGAGCGACAUCCUGAGGACUCUGAACAGUUGUGACACAGAAGUCAAGACGAAGGCCUUGCUUGUCUUCAGAAACCUGCUGGGACACAUGAAGAGGAAGGAGGCCAGCCACAUCACUCUGCAGCUGGCAGGGAAGCUCCUGCCACUCAUCGACGACGAGUCCAGCCAGCUGCGAGAGCUCUCCAUCUGCCUCUUCAGAGACAUGAUGGAGACUGUGGUGGGGAGAGACAAGAGACGGAUGAAGAAGAAAAUCCGGAGGGUCCUGGUCCCGCUCUUCUUCCAUAUGAGUGACCAGACCGAGAGUGUGGCCAAGGCCUCUGGGGAAGCCCUCCUCACUUGUGCAGACCUCCUGAAGAGGAAGAAGCUCAAGCAACUGGCCCAGACAAAGCAGACGUGGAGGAUUGGAGAGACCUUGCUGGUGCAGGACAGGAGGAGGAUGGAAGAAUACCUGCAUCACAGCCUGCCAUACCUGAAGGACGCUCAGGCCACCUUGAGAGUGGAGGCCAUCAGGUUCAUCGCCCUCCAGCCCUUGGUGAAUGACGCAGAGCCCUCCGUUCGUUCCCUGGCAACUCAGACCUUGCUGAUUCUGGCACCUCUGCAGCCAACAUCAGGAUGGUCCCUACGAAGACUGUGCUGUGGGCUCUGCAGAGACAGGGAGAGGUGAAGGUCUCUCCUGGGGAAAAUGGCUGCAUGGGAAUAAAGCUGAAACAACCAGCCCAGUCCCAUGGUGUCCUUCACACAGGACAUGAGCAUGCUGAGCAGACAGCAUCAUUCCUGGCCUCUACUGCUGCCCACAGGACAGCUCAUCUCUCGGCACACCCUGGCCCCAGUCUUGUUUUACAACAAUUUUA